Molecule: messenger RNA, 1446 nt
Organism: Pelobates fuscus (common spadefoot toad)
Lineage: Eukaryota; Metazoa; Chordata; Amphibia; Anura; Pelobatidae
Gene: PPCDC
Product: phosphopantothenoylcysteine decarboxylase
Exons: 7
Coding region: 246-911 (221 amino acids)
Biological process (GO): coenzyme A biosynthetic process
Cellular component (GO): phosphopantothenoylcysteine decarboxylase complex
Molecular function (GO): phosphopantothenoylcysteine decarboxylase activity; FMN binding
Source: RefSeq, a predicted model, not a curated record
CGGGGAUUGUAGUUCCGAACACACAGGUCGCCGAGGAAUGUCGUUUUGUGCAGUCUGUAUUCUGACUGCUCUAUGUUCACAGUGAAUCCUCUGACCCGUGCUUGUUGCAUGAGAUGAUGUAUCAGAUGGUCGGCCCGGAAUUCUGAGAGGAAGCCAAUAUCUUGAUUGAGGAGAGCCGAGUUUGUCUUGAGAACAAUGCCACCCUGGUAUCACAUGAACGUCUGAGUGACCAGAAUUGGUGUAACAUGAUGGACAUUUCUUCCAGCAGCUCUAACCCGGCCCAGGACAGUUGUCCAUCAUCCCUUGUGCCGUCAAGCGAUACAACCUCAGGUUUACCUUUUAGUGCACAUGUCCUUGUGGGUGUUACAGGAAGUGUGGCUGCUUUGAAACUGCCUAAUCUGGUGUCUGGCCUCUUGCAAAUACCAGGGGUACAGGUUAAAGUUGUGAGCACAGAGAGAGCUAAGCAUUUCUACAACGUACAUGACCUAUCUGUUACAGUAUAUAGUGACCAGGAUGAAUGGGAGAUGUGGAAGGAGCGCUCCGACCCUGUGUUGCACAUAGAGCUUCGUCGAUGGGCUAAUCUCAUGCUGAUCGCUCCUCUUGAUGCCAACACUUUAGGAAAAAUAGCCAGCGGCAUUUGUGAUAAUCUUCUGACUUGUGUAGUGCGCGCAUGGGACCUAAAGAACCCACUUUUGUUCUGUCCAGCAAUGAACACAGCGAUGUGGAACCAUCCCAUCACAGAACAGCAAAUAGCUCAGCUUCGAAGUUUCGGGUACAAGGAAAUUCCCUGCAUAGCAAAGAAACUUGUAUGCGGGGAUGAAGGGCUCGGAGCUAUGGCCGAGGUGAAUACCAUCAUUAACAGUGUGAAGCAAAUCCUCUCGGAUAAUCAAUUGCUGGGACAAUCCCUUUGAAGUGGCUGUGUACAUUUUUAUUUUUAUAUAAAGUUUAAUAGUUUGGUACCCAAGCAGCAAAAAGGAAUGAACUGUCUGCACCUGAUUAUCAAUGAUUAAUUACAGCACUGGACUGUAAAAUACUCCAGACCUGCUGCAAGUCUCCACCCAAUCAUGAUUAUCAAUCAGUACACCUGAAAAAGUUAACAGACGAGGAAGUGUUCUACCGGACAGGGCACAUUGCCCAAGUGUAAUUAUAGUUGGAUUCAAAGGAAAGUGUGUUAUCUUUCCAGAAGAAGACAAAUCAAUUUACCAGAGCAAUGCCAUAACAUUCUCACCUGUACUUUGUGAUGUUCUCUUAAUGUUUAAAGGAAAUGCGUAUUAGGCACGCAUAUAUCUUUUUUUUAACACAGGGUGAGUGGUGUUUUCUGGAUUCUGUGAUAUAUGUUCACUGCAUAGUUAUAUAGUAAUAUAGACUGAACUUCAACCAUUCACAUAUCUUUGUUUUUGCAGUUAAUACAAAAUAAAUGGAAUAAAUAUAUAUUUAUUUGGAACA